Molecule: messenger RNA, 2281 nt
Organism: Neofelis nebulosa (Clouded leopard)
Lineage: Eukaryota; Metazoa; Chordata; Mammalia; Carnivora; Felidae
Product: olfactory receptor 4M1
Exons: 2
Coding region: 90-1079 (329 amino acids)
Biological process (GO): G protein-coupled receptor signaling pathway
Cellular component (GO): membrane
Molecular function (GO): G protein-coupled receptor activity; olfactory receptor activity
Source: RefSeq, a predicted model, not a curated record
GAUCUAUGUGAUAGCAUCCCUAAUUCCUCAAGAUAUCUAUUGGCAAGAUAUCUAUUCUUCAUGUGAUUACUGAGAGCUUGGCUAGAUACAUGGAUGCCCACUGCAUUGUUGCCACAUUAUUUUUAAAAAGUGAAGAAAUGGAACCUGCAAAUUACACCAGAGUGACAGAGUUUGUUCUCACUGGCCUAUCCCAGACUCGAGAGGUACAACUAGUCCUAUUUGUUAUAUUUCUAUCCUUCUAUUUGUUCAUCCUUCCAGGAAAUAUUCUUAUUAUUUGCACAAUCAGGCUUGACCCUCAUUUGACCUCACCCAUGUAUUUCCUGUUGGCUAAUCUGGCCUUCCUUGACAUUUGGUACUCCUCCAUCACAGCCCCUAAAAUGCUCAUAGACUUCUUUGUGGAAAGGAAGAGAAUUUCCUUUGGUGGGUGCAUUGCACAGCUCUUUUUCUUGCACUUUGUGGGAGCCUCAGAGAUGUUCCUGCUCACAGUAAUGGCGUUUGACCGCUAUGCUGCUAUCUGCCGUCCUCUCCACUAUGCUACUAUCAUGAAUCGACGUCUCUGCAGUAUCCUGGUGGUUCUAUCCUGGUUGGGGGGCUUUAUUCAUUCUAUAAUACAAGUGGCUCUCAUUGUUCGACUUCCGUUCUGUGGGCCCAAUGAGUUAGACAGUUACUUCUGUGACAUCACGCAGGUUAUCCGGAUUGCCUGUGCCAAUACCUUCCCGGAGGAAUUAGUGAUGAUUUUUAGCAGUGGUCUGAUCUCUGUGGUAUGUUUCAUUGCUCUCUUAAUGUCCUACGCCUUCCUCCUGGCCAUGCUUAAGAAACAUUCAGGCUCAGAUGAGAGUACCAGCCGGGCCAUGUCCACCUGCUAUUCCCACAUCACCAUUGUGGUAUUUAUGUUUGGGCCAUCCAUCUACAUUUAUGCUCGCCCAUUUGACUCUUUUUCCCUAGAUAAAGUGGUGUCAGUGUUCCAUACUGUGAUAUUCCCUUUACUUAAUCCCAUUAUCUAUACCUUGCGAAAUAAGGAAGUAAAGACAGCCAUGAGGAAGUUGGUCAACAGAUAUAUUUUAUGUAAAGAGAAGUGAAAGUGGCAUAUUCUAGAAUCUUUCUGAAGGUCAUCGUUCUAAAGUAGGAAGCAUUUGCAGUGGUAAUAAUACUGCUUUUCAUCUGAGUUCUUAAAUUCCUACCAGAUUUUUUCCCCUCAAUUCACUGAAAAAACAAAGAAAUUAAGAUAAAAAUAAGUUUAUUCACACCCUCCAUGAAACUUAAAGCAGAUCACCAUUAGAAAUUAAGAUAUAAUGAUGGUGUAGGGGCACCUGGGUGGCUCAGUUGGUUAAGCAUCUGAUUUCGGCUCAGGUCAUGAUCUCGCAAUGAGUUUGAAUCCCACGUCAGGUUCUGUGCUGACAGCUCAGAGCCUGGAACCUGCUCCAGGUUCUGUGUCUCCCACUCUCUCUGCCUCUCCCCUGCUCAUGCUCUGUCUCUGUCUCUCUCAAAAGGAAAUAAAGAUUAAAACAAAAUAAAAAAAAAGAUAUAGUGAUGGUCUGCUAAACACAUUUUCACUAAUUGUUUAUUGAAUGAGUAUUCUGAAGAGGCUUUGGCUGUGAGGAGAAUGUUUGUUGAGAAAUAAUAAAAUAAAUAAGACCUGGGAGACAUGUUGUCUAUGAAUAUGAAGAAGUAAGUGGCUAGCAUAUGAAUAUGAGUAGCUUCACGUGACCAAAUUAAAUAUUGUUCCCAUGGUUCAGUCCUAGCCCAGUGGGAUGGUGUUUGGUAACCCACCUUCCUGGGACUAGAAAAAUAGAUUAUUUUGUACUUUAUCUUUUCCUACUCCAAGAAUUCAUGAUGGAAACUGAGGAUUCAUUUACACAAGCUGUUUUAAGUCAUAUUUCAUGUGGCAACCACUCAACAGUAUUGGUGACAGAACUCAAGAUUUUGUCACAGCCUACAGCAAUUUUUAUGAAUUCAUAGCAGAGUUUGUUACUUUGCGAGACUGUGAGACCCCCUCUCUUUCCAGGGGAAGUCUCCAGCCAAGUAGUGCUUUUUAUAGCCAGUCUCUACUUACAUCCUCCAGUGUGAAAGCAGACUUGGAGGAAAGGGAGUCUAGGCUGACUGGAAUAAACAGACAUCUAGCUGUGUGAUUUUUAAAAGGUUAUUAUCUCCUUUGCCAUUUUUGUGUGUUUUCUGUAUUUGCUAAUUCUUCUUCUCAUGUUAAAUUAGUUUAGUAGGGUGCUGCUUUUGUUAGCCCUAUAAUUCAGAGUUCUUUCCCAUUAACCCAUUUUUUUUCAUUAGU